AUGGACAAUCAAUCUGCCGCCUGGCCUGUCGCUGAUGCUGCCUUAACCCAAGAAAUUCUGGACCUGGUCCAGCAAUCUUCCCACUACAGGCAGAUCAAGAAGGGUGCCAACGAAGUCACCAAAAGCCUCAACCGUGGUAUCGCCGAAGUCGUAAUCUUGGCCGCCGAUACCACUCCUUUGGCGAUUCUUCUCCAUUUGCCCCUCCUUUGCGAAGACAAGAACGUCCCUUACGUCUAUGUCCCAUCCAAAGUGGCUCUUGGCCGUGCCGCUGGUGUUAGCCGAAGCGUGAUCAGCAUAUCAAUAACCACGAACGAGGCUUCGGACCUCAUGGGCCAGAUCCGAGCCCUCAAGGACAAAGUAGAGAGGCUGAUGAUCUAAGGUGGAAUGGCGGUGGCUCUUGAUACCACGCACAUCCGUUAGGAUUCUUUCCGGGUUCGGCGUUGUAUUGGGAGUUGAUAUGCCUCGACAAUAACUUGUCAGCUUGAGGCAUCCCUCGUUCAAGGGUCAAAGAGGAAUCGGAGUUUCGUCGUUAGAUACAGUUACACGGUCAAACUUGACCAAAUCUAGGUUACGAUCCAAAUUCAAAGGGUAUCAAACCUGCCAAAGAACUCCCUUUGAAGCCACUUCCGUGUCUAGUCCAUUGCCCGCAUGACGCCUUCAAAAGCAACCAACGCAAUC
This is a messenger RNA of Eremomyces bilateralis CBS 781.70, 678 nucleotides long. RefSeq names its product L30e-like protein. The transcript is spliced from 5 exons. Gene Ontology annotation, cellular component: U4/U6 x U5 tri-snRNP complex; nucleolus; small-subunit processome. Bases 1 to 378 code for a protein of 125 amino acids. NCBI's taxonomy places the organism in Eukaryota, Fungi, Ascomycota, Dothideomycetes, Eremomycetales, Eremomycetaceae. The record is from RefSeq and is a predicted model, not a curated record. Gene Ontology annotation, molecular function: RNA binding. Gene Ontology annotation, biological process: ribosome biogenesis; maturation of SSU-rRNA; mRNA splicing, via spliceosome.